GAUCCGUUUCCAGUGUCGAGACUAGAAGGCUCCCCUACGAUAUUCUUGAUCUAUGGUUCCAUCUGAUGCUCCCUCUCAUCAUAAUAUGAGAGAGAAUCCUCGAAAUCCUUACCGUCCGAACCCACAAGAAGAAGAAGAAGAAGAAGAAGAAGAAGAAGCAGCAGCAACAGAAGAUCAGAGGCUCUCUCUUUGCGACCUUCCACUCAAUCCCAAAAACGGCAGGGGCGACGACAACAACACCGAAAAUGAUUCCAAACGCUUCACCAACCACUCUCCACGAUCGCACUCUGAGCCCCCGGCCGAUUUCUUCGAGUUUUUCAGCGACCUCAGCUCCGACAUGUGUCCAGCCGACGACAUCUUCUUCUGCGGCAAACUCAUACCCUUCAAAGAACAGUCCCCUCCCACUACUCGUCAAACCCCCAAAAUAUCAACCACGGAAAGAAACUAUAUAAAACAAACCCAUUUCCGCCGACGAUAUUGCCAGCCAUUGUCCAAGCUACAUUGCCCCAUAACUCGUUCCAACAGCAGUAGUAGCACUAGUAAACUCAUGACGAGGAACAGUCACGCUUUGGAUUAUAGGAAGCUCCACCGAAGAUCACACUCCAUGAUAUCUCCAACGCCUGAAGUAGAACGGAAUAUAUCUGUAAAGAGCCUGGGAAGGUCCGAUACGGCUCUUAAAACGGCGGCAAAGCCUCGGUGGUACUUCUUGAUGUUUGGAAUGGUGAAGUUUCCGCCUGAGAUGGAGCUUGGUGAUAUGAAGAACCGGCAGGUUCGGAGGAAUCGUCCUUCGACGCUUUUUCCGGCUCCGCGUGACGUUCACGGGAAGCUGCCAGUGCGCCGGAGCUCCAGUAAGGGGUUCUGGAGGUUGCUCAGAGCAUUGAGCUGCAAGGACCAUUCCAGUGUGGCAGUAACGGCGUCGUUUUGCUUUCCCCAUGUGUGAUUUUCGUGACAAGUUUACCCCUUGCUAGAUACAGCUUAUCGUUUUGCCACGGAUGUGAUGUGUAGGUAUUUUGGUAAAAUAGAAAAGUUGGAAUUGUCUCUACUACAAUUAUGACUUCACGUAGAAGGAACAAUCUUGUACAAUGCCGGACCAUGGUUGUUUGGUGGUGGGGCAUAGAAAUGAAUGAAAAUCACGAGAAUCCCGACCCUGACAUUAU
This is a messenger RNA of Juglans microcarpa x Juglans regia, 1157 nucleotides long. RefSeq lists its product as uncharacterized. Bases 53 to 940 code for a protein of 295 amino acids. Lineage: Eukaryota; Viridiplantae; Streptophyta; Magnoliopsida; Fagales; Juglandaceae. The transcript has a single exon. The record is from RefSeq and is a predicted model, not a curated record.